Aaosphaeria arxii CBS 175.79 is the source of this 2652-nucleotide messenger RNA. RefSeq lists its product as uncharacterized. Lineage: Eukaryota; Fungi; Ascomycota; Dothideomycetes; Pleosporales. Gene Ontology annotation, molecular function: DNA binding; DNA-binding transcription factor activity, RNA polymerase II-specific; zinc ion binding. The coding region runs from base 1 to 2652 and encodes 883 amino acids. The transcript is spliced from 8 exons. Gene Ontology annotation, biological process: regulation of DNA-templated transcription; DNA-templated transcription. The record is from RefSeq and is a predicted model, not a curated record.
AUGCAGAGCUUCACGUUUGCGCCGCCAACGCUGGCGCCGCGCGAGAAUCAACGAAAUUAUGUCUUUGUCGACGAACACAACAGACACAAGCGCUUGAAAGUUAUGAGAGCAUGCGAAGGAUGCCGGCGCCGUAAAAUCAAAUGCGACGCCGCAACUACAAAUGCGUGGCCUUGCGCCGCGUGCAUCCGGUUGAAGCUGAACUGUGUGCCACCAACCGUGAGUUAUGAUAAAGACUUCAACCCUAAUUCUCAAACUUUCGAACUCGACGCCAAAUCGGUCGAAUAUGCACCAGCUCCGAUUGAUACCCAGCAACACUAUCAACGACACAGUAUAAGCGGACCUAUUCCACACGGAGGGAUGCCCCAACACAUGGCACCUCCACUAACCACUCCCGUAACUGGCACCUAUCCGGACGGGAGAAUGUAUCAAACCGCACCUUACGUGGAUCAUUCGCCCACGGAGCAGAUGCCUUACCAACACAUGUCACAAGCUCAAGUCGUUCAACAAAAUAUCAAUUAUACACCACAGCAGCAACUGUAUUCGGAACCGCCAGCAAGCGCCCCUCCGGUGCCAAUGAGUGCGACGGAUGCCGAGAGUAGCUGGCGGCAUGAGACACCUUCCGAUCUGGCUGAAGCCCUUGGAGAACUGAAGAUCGAUCAUACUGCAGUUGCACCAUACAUUGCCAACCAGAAGAAGACUUUGGCGGAAACGCCCGCGCAGGAAGAGUAUGAGCUACAGUUGCCGCCCUCUACAAGCCUGGAUCACACUGUACGCAUACCGCCAGAGAUGAUGCCUUCUGAAGAACAAGCACUUCACUACUUCGAUUACUUCUUCACCAACAUCCAUCCCUACUGUCCAGUGGUGAACAAAGCAUAUUUCUACCAACAAUGGCAGACGGCGCGGGACUCCAUAUCGCCGCUCAUGCUCGAAGCCAUCUUUGCGUGCUCAUUGCUCAUGCUCGGAUUGUCCUCAGAAGGCAACAAGUGGCUUGCUCUUGCUGCCAGGCAUGAAGAAAGCUUCAAAGAUGUCUCCCGGUUAAGCACGAUGCAGGCAAUGAUACUUCUUAUGAAAGCUAGGGAAUCUUCACCGAAACGUGGCUACUUCUGGCGUUCUUGGAUGACCGUUGUGUCGCUUGUCGCGAUGGCAAAAGACCUGGAGAUUGACGAGCAUUACGAUAUGCACCAGAUGGGCAAGCCCUGUGGUUCUUCUAUUCAUGAUUGCAUCGCAAAGACCCGCGUUUGGCACACCCUGUUUAUACUUGAGGUGAUGGUUGGAGGUCCUCAAGGGCGCUAUGACUUUGGUGUGUCCACGGAUACAGUUGACUUCGAAAUGCCCCGACCCCUUCCUGCACUUGACAAUGCCGAGUUCCAAGUCUCUCGUCAAUUCACCCAGUAUAUCCGCAUCGUGAAGAACAUACAACAGACGACUCUUACCUAUGGACGAUUAAGGAAACGCACCGACGACUGGGCUAUGGAUCCUAACUUCGUUCAACACAACGUAGACUACCCUAUGUGGAUGAGGGAAUUACCGGAGGACAUGCAGAUCAUGUAUCCACCUGAUGGAUCCGCACCAUGGAUUCCAUCGCACUACAUUGCGAACAUGCAUUGCUAUCACUACCUAGGGGUGAUAAUGCAUGUCCGCCCUCAGCUUCAAGCUGUUUCUGACAGCUAUGACGAAGUCUGGAAGCAACACAUGCUGACGUGUUAUUCCGCCGCAAAGAAUAUGUGCAAACUUCAGGAAGCAAUCUUGAAGACCUACGGGCUCCCAGGUCUGUUGUGUAUGGUUAGAGGCAUAAGCUUCACUAUUUACUCUGUAUUAACUUGCACAAUGCUUCAUCUAGUUGCCAUUACUUGCCCCGACCCAGAGUUAAGCAACGAUGCGAGGGAAUUCUUCGUGAGACACAUGCGAAUUUUAGAGACCUGCAAGCCCGCUUGGCCAAUGCCGGAGAUGCACCAGCAAGUGGACAACUUGCGUCAGGCCUUUUCCGCGGAUGUGACAAAGCCGUUCGAGCUGAAGCCAACUUUCCCGUUUGGAAGCCCGCAAGUAGCUACACAAUCUAGCCCUUUGAGCAAUGCGGGUUCUUACCGGUCGCGUCUUCCAAGCCAGCAGUCCCCUCUGGAACAACCAGGUCAGGUCAACUACCAUGCACAUCCCAUCACACCACCGAUUUCGGCAUCCGACCACGAUCCCAAGACUGACUCUCCCGUAGCCCAGUCCCUGGUUAUGAUGGCCGCUGGACAACGGGCGCCGCAGAACCAAGCGAGUAUGCAAAUGCAGGAGCCCGCACAAUGGAAUCCACAGCGUCUGCUAGAUCAAUGGAAUGUAGCCUUCGGUACGCCCCCUCCCAGCACUACGUCUCAAUCGUCCCCGCCUCUAAGAGCCCCACCAACAGGCAACUAUGAUGUCCGGACACCUCAGGAAGCCAGCCAGGCCAACUACCAAUUACCUAACGCAUCUCCGCAAUCCAGCAGUCUUCAGGGCACUCAGGGCCAACUACCAUCUUCUGGUUAUGCAACUCCCAGUGUUAACUACGUUACCCCAACAAUGUGGCAAGAGGUUGUCGCAAGCUCGUUUUCUGAUAACCUCAAACGACGAUGGGAUCAUGGCAACACUGGCAUGAUCGAUACCACCAUGUAUAAACGGAGCAGAUGA